AUGCACGCGACGAAGGACGUCGCCGAGACGAGCUCCCCCGCGGCUCCGCGCACGGCGGCGCCCAGGUCCGUGGACGCGGCGGAGGUCGAGGGCGCGAAGGAGCAGGCCUCCAGGCUGUGCGGCUACUUGAACAAGCUGACCGGCAAGGGGCCGCUGCGGGGCUACAAGCCGCGGUGGUUCGUGUACGAAACCCGGAGGUGCUACUUGUUCUACUCCAAGACUCCGCAGGAUGCGCUGCCGCUCGGCCACAUCGACGUCGGCGACGCGUGCUUCAGCUACGACGUGGAGGGGGAGGAGGGUCAGUUUGAGAUCCGCACGGCGAGCAGGGAGUUCAGCCUGAAGGCGCCCAACAAGCAAGCGAUGCAUUACUGGCUCCAGCAGCUGCAGCAGAAGCGCUGGGAGCACAACAACAGGCGCCUCUCCUCCGGCCAGAGGCUCAGCUGGAGCUCCCCGAACGCGGCCCACCCCGGCCUGGUGGGCAAAGACUACGACGCCUUCGGCUUCGAGAACCCGAGCGACGGCGUGGAGCAGGUCCGCAGCGACUUCGCCAUGGAGGCCGAGGCGGGCGGCGCGGGGGCGCAGCCGGGCAGAGGGCCGCCGGCGGGGGCCGCGCACCCCCUCAACUUCUCCAUCAGAAACCUGGGCACCGAGCUCAGGAACUCCAUGUCGUCCCUGCGGUCGGGCAGAGGGGCCGAGGGCCGACGCAGCGUGUUCUACACCAGCAGCAGCAGCAGCGGCGGCGGCGGCAGCGUGGAGGAGUGGGAGCUGGUCGACGCUCCGCCCAAAGACCUUCCUGAGCAGAAACCGCACCUCAACGCGCACAGACAUUCCUUCGGGUCGGCGUUCACUUUCGACUUCGCGCGCAACCCCUCCCGCCAGAAGAAGCCCGCGCUCCUGAACGCGGCCGCCCCCGGGAGGUCGGGACGCGGCCCGGAGCCGCGCAGCGCCGCCUGCUCCCCGGUGGAGUGCAACGGCAGCAGGUCGCCGGAGACGCAGCUCCGCCUCGAGAGCCAGCGGGAGGAGCUGGGCCGCAUGCAGCAGGAGCAGGCCGAGCUCCGGGAGGAGCUGGCCGGUCAGAAGGAGCUGGUUCGACUCCUGCAGCAGACUCUCAGGACGUCCCAGUGCGAGCGGCCGGCGCCGCGCCGCCCGGCCUCGGCGCCGGGUUCGCCCGCGCCCUCGGACCAGACGCAGGCGCCGGCGGGUGCCCAGGAAGAGGCCGCCCGCUUGGGCGCCCUGCUCGAGGAACGGGACGCGCAGGUCCAGUCCCUGUGUGGCCACAUGGAGCGCCUUGCCUUGGAAAAAGACAGCCUGCAGCAGGAACUGAAGGGCCUGAAGAUCAAGGUGGGGGAGAUCAAUGACCAGCUGGGAAUGCUGAUGGAGACCAUCCAGGCGAAGGAUGAGGCCAUCAUGAAGCUGUCGAAGGAGAGCACGGAGCAGAGCGGCAACUCGAACGACGCCGCCUCCACAUCCCCUAUCAAAGAUCAGCAGGAGGUGGACCUGCUCAAGGACAGUCUUCAAGGCUACAAAUCCCAGAACAGUUUCCUGAACAAAGAGAUUCUGGAGCUGACAUUCCUGCGGAGAAACUCAGAGAACAGAGAAAAAGCUUUAGAAGCAAAGUGCACGUCCCUGGAGGCCAAGCUGUGUCAGGUGGAGAGCAAGUAUCUGGUGCUGCUUCAGGAGGUGAAGACUCCGGUGUGUUCGUCGUCGGAGAAGAGCCCCGCGCACGACGUCAUCUCCAGGUUGUUGGAGGACGCCCUGCAGACGGAGAACUCGGACCAGCAGGAGCACCCGGUCUUAAAGCCGAGCACCGUGAGUGAGUAUGAUGCGUACGGCUUCAAGACGGUGCCCGAGGAAGAGGAGGAGGAGGAGAAGCUGGUCGCGAAGGUCCGAGCCUUGGAGCUGAAGUCGCUGUCCAUGACGGACCAGGAGGUGUCUGUGGGGGUGAAGUGGGAGAACUUCCUGGCCGGGACCAUCAACCGGGACCUGGUGCGCUCCCCCGAGCUCAAGGCCCUCGUCCGCUGCGGCAUUCCCCACGAGCACCGCUCGCAGGUGUGGCGCUGGUGCGUCUCCUUCCACGUCAAGAAGUUCCGAGACAAACUGCCUCCGGGCUAUUAUGAGACCCUGCUAAACGUGGCCCGGGGGAAACCCAAUCCGGCCCUGAAACAGAUCGAGCUGGACCUGCUGCGUACGUUGCCCAACAACAAGCACUACGCCUCCCCCGGCGCAGGCGGCAUCCAGAAGCUUCGGAACGUCCUGAUCGCCUUCUCGUGGAGGAACCCAGACAUCGGCUACUGCCAGGGACUAAACAGGCUGGCGGCCAUCGCUCUGCUCUAUUUGGACCAGGAGGAUGCGUUCUGGACCCUCAUAGCCAUCGUGGAGGUCUUCAUGCCCAGAGACUAUUACACCAAGACUCUUCUGGGCUCACAGGUGGACCAGCGCGUGUUCAAAGACCUCAUGAGCGAGAAGCUGCCCCGGCUCCACGCCCACUUCGACCAGUACAAGGUGGACUUCUCUCUCAUCACAUUCAACUGGUUCCUGGUGGUCUUUGUGGACAGUGUGGUGAGCGACAUCCUCUUCAAAAUCUGGGACGCCUUCCUGUACGAGGGUCCAAAGAUCAUAUUUCGCUUCGCCCUCGCUCUCUUCAAGUACAAAGAGGAGGAGUUCCUGAAGUUGCAGGACUCCACGGCCAUAUUCAAAUACCUUCGUUACUUCACGCGCACAAUCCUGGAUUCGAGGAAGCUGAUGAACAUUGCGUUCGGGGACAUGAACCCGUUCCCCCUGAGGCUGAUCCAGAACCGCCGCGCCGUCCACCUGGAGAAGGUCCGUCUGGAGCUGACGGAGCUGGAGGCCAUCAGGCAGACCUUCCUCAGGGAGCGAGAGACGAGUCAGGACGGACGCAGCUUCGUCAGCGACGACGAGGAGGAUAAUUAAGCUCCACCGCGUUGCAGAGAUCGUCUUCGCGAUGCUUUACUAUAGGGAUUCAGCACGGUGCCGAUCUUUGCAUCAGCACCGGCGCAAACGACUUUAUGCAAACAUUCCAUCAGGACCAAGCAUUACAGACCAAAUGGGCUUCUUUCAGUAUUCCAGCCAAUAUUUUCCAAAUGCCUUAUUAUCUGUGUUUACACAGCAGUGUCUUACGGCUCAUCAUCCUCCAAAGCCAAACUCAACAUUUUUAGCCCGAAUAAGUAUUUUUACCACAUUAGCUGUAUUGUGUGUUUUAUACAUGUGGCAACGAUUGCCGGCUGAAGGAAUGAUUGUAUUGAUAUUACUUUUGUUUUCAUUAGCUUCCUACCUUUCUGUUUACGUAAGCUCGCGACUCCACCUGCUGUAACUGAUUGAGCAGAAAGCCUCAGUCUGUGGCACAGCGGCUGGACUGGACCCAAUGGAGUGGCUCAUGGCUGUGCUUCCACUUUACCACUUGAUGAUACAUACUCUAUUCAACAUGCUGCAUCUCGAUGCACUUUUUCAUGCUGAAAUUCCACUUUGCUGAACGUCUUAGAGCCUCAUCGCCACUAUGCAGGAAAUUGUGCCUAUUCCAGCCCUAUAGUGUUUAUGGGUUGAACAGAAUCAAAGAUAGAACGUUGGAACGACUAGUACGUGUUUGUCUCACCUAGAGGUGUAAAGAGGAAGCCAUUGUAUGGUGGCCACUGAAGCCCUUUAAAAUCAUACAGGUUAUUCCAGUUUUGCCAAAUUAUUACAAGUAUAACUCCAUAUCUUAAAUGUUUUAAGGACAUAUCUGAAAUGUAUUUUGCACCUUUAUAUUUACCCUAAACUUUAUAUUACACCAUAUCUUUUGCAGAAUGUCCAACAUUGGCUUCAAAACAUCAGCGGGUCCCUGAAAAUAUACAUUCUGUCCUCUGUGUUUUAUUAGCCCUUAAACCGUCCUGCCUCAGAUUACUGCUCUUAAAUAUGUUGUUUUGUUUCAGUUUCCUAACUUUCUCAAGCAGAGGCCUUGUGUAUUAGCAUUGAUUGUCCUCAGUGUGGCAGUAUAACACUUAUCUGUUUACGCUCCCUCCCACUCACCCCCCACAUGGUUUCAUGGUUGUAGCUUUUCAUCAUGAAAUGUGUGUGGGGAUGACGUGAGUAAUCUUCAGGGAGGUUUGUGAGACAUUCCUCAACAUGUGUAGCAACGUGUUCGUGUCGUCUUCAUCCACGUACUUGGGGGCAACACUUACUCAGCACUGUGACAAUCUAGAAUCUAGAAGCGAAACGAGGACGUUCGCCCUCACUGAGGAAUCGUGUGCCCUGUUGUGAUUUUCCUUGUUUACAGAGAUUUCGCUCCUUAGGUACAAAAUCAACCAGCUUCCUCUGCCGCAGUCAUUCUACACAAACGUUUCGUUUCCCUCAUUUGUUGCAAGCUGAACUUGCGAGCACGUUUUCCUGUUUUAAUACCUGUAAACGAAAACAGUGCGGCUUGAUUUGUUUCACCGUGAGAGAGCGGGUCUCUCUAGAAUCAAAGCGGUCACGCUCCGUCAGUCAUUUCGCCGAGGGGCUCAUACACUUGAUUUCAAGGUUAUCCUGUUGUUAUAACGCUGCUGUUCAUGCAUUUUGUGUCUGUUACUUUAUUUCCUUACCAAAUAAGCUACUUUCUUUUUCUUCGAGCUUUCCCUGCAGUUUAUUGCACAGAUGUUUGCAGAAUACGGGCACUUUUGAUUCCUUUUCGUACCUAAACCUCUAUAUCCAGUUCAGUGUUACUGUGUAUCUUUAUGGGCUGUAUGUUACAGAGGAAAGUCUGCACCACUUUAUGUUUUGUAACGCCACUUAUAUGAAAGCUCCAAUAAACAGGCUGGUUGACUCAA
Betta splendens (Siamese fighting fish) is the source of this 4799-nucleotide messenger RNA. RefSeq names its product TBC1 domain family, member 2B (gene tbc1d2b). The transcript has 13 exons. Bases 1 to 2931 code for a protein of 976 amino acids. The record is from RefSeq and is a predicted model, not a curated record. Lineage: Eukaryota; Metazoa; Chordata; Actinopteri; Anabantiformes; Osphronemidae.